This is a messenger RNA of Doryrhamphus excisus (bluestripe pipefish), 1985 nucleotides long. RefSeq lists its product as uncharacterized. NCBI's taxonomy places the organism in Eukaryota, Metazoa, Chordata, Actinopteri, Syngnathiformes, Syngnathidae. Gene Ontology annotation, molecular function: protein binding. The record is from RefSeq and is a predicted model, not a curated record.
UGUUAUGACACUCAAACGACUACAGGGGGCAGUAAUGCAUUUACUUGCUCUACUACUACACCUCCGGAAAUGAAAGAAGAAAACUAGCACGCGCGCCGGUGUAAACAACGACAGCAGAUACAAUGGCUCCAAUGGAAGGAUUUUAAACACUAAACCGAUUUUUUUAAAUUGACAGGACUUAACUAUUUGGAGUGUUUUCUGAAAUAGCGUCGGAGUCUGUGAGUAAAGUCAGUCGUGAUGAUGAUUCUACCUUAGUUUUGGCUAUGCGGAAGUGUGCCUUUGACACAGCUGAUCGGUAAUUAUGUCACCCAAAGAUCCACUUCUCACCGCCCUCAAAGUGUGUGUACUGAACCUGCAGUCCGAUGGGGAGACCGUGACCGACAGCAACCCUCACCUAGUGUCAUGCUGUGAGCUUCUUGAGAUGGUUCUCAGGAAAGGACUCCAACAGCCGCUUCUCAAUCUGGUCCAUAGAGACUACUGGCAGUGUUUUGAACGGCUUCCCCACCAAGACUCUUGUGGCAGGCUGUGUGCUUUGUCGUUGGCUGUGGAACAGACUAACGCUUGUAGGAAGCUGCUCUCAGCUCAGGGUAAAGGUCGCUACCUGCUCAGAUUGGCUCUCAGCCGCAAGACCCUGCCACAGUUCAUCAGACACCUCCUGCACACUCACAGAAUCCUAGAGUGGUACAGCCCAACCUUCUCAAUCCUACGGAAUGAGGAAUUUCUAGAACCUUUUAUAUCCCUGCUGCUGGUCCUCUCUCACAUGGAGUUCAAAUUGGACAUGGAGAAUUGCAGUUUUUUGGAUGAUAGCUGGCUGCUACCGGUGUGUGAAACAUACGAAGUGGUGCCCUGUCAACAGGUGGGAAUGGUCUUCAGCUACCUCGGUGGCCGUGUCUUCCUUCUGGACUUGAUGCCUGGCAGACAGGCGCACGUUGACAACUUCAUCUGUCGUGGUGACGUCAUAGACGAGAUCAACGGCACUUCGCUGAGAAACUCCAAGCACGGACAGGCAGGUGUGGUCCUAUCUCGCUUCAAGGGCCACCCACUGUCCAUCCGCAUUGUGCGAUGGAAGGCCCAGGAUGGGACAGUGUAUCGUCCUCUCGUUAAACUCCUGCGAACUCUGAGGAUGGAGAACCCCUGGUUGCAGCUUGGCCCUGUUCUUUGCCAGCAGACGGCUGCAAAUGACCAGAGAGCUUCUGCUCCAUCAGAGUGUCUCAAAGAGGGAAGGAUUGUCUACAUUGUCCAGUUCUUGGGCACAGCAAAUAUUGGAGGGUACGGAAGCAAGGAUGUGCUGCAGCAUGCAAUUUCCCAAGUGCUGCAGAAAAACCUGCAGAGCAAGGAAGUGCUUCUAGAUUUGCAGGAAACUCACUUAACGUGCACAGAGAGCAGCAGUCAACUGAAACUGUGUGAGCAUCACUAUCCAGAGAUAUCAUGUGUUGGGAGGUACUGUCAGCCGGACUACACCAUCAUGGGCUUUUGUGUUGUCGACACCCCAGAACCACCACCAAACUUCAACUGUGUGGUAUUCAAAGCAGGUAGCUUUGAAGCCUGCAAGGACAUCGUCUGUCGUAUAGCUACCGGUUUCAAACACACGGAGUGGUUUGUAUGACAUGGAUGUAUUGUCAAUAAAAAACACAAUUUUCUAUUCAUAAAGACCUUUAAUAGAAAGACAUGACAAUUUCAUAAAUAGUAAAAUGUAGCUGCCAGUUUUUGUUCAAUGUUGGAAAACACGUAAAAAGCAGUCCAGAAAAAUAGGGUCUGCUCUUUGCACCAAUAACAGUGACGAGAUUACCGAGUGAGCUGCAUUGUGCUAAAAUGGUAUGGUGCCAACAUAGCAAGAUAUUAGCCUUAAGUUGAAUGGAGGGGGCAAUUAUGUCUUUUAACGUAAUGAUUCAUAUAUAACAGGCAAAUAGUCCUACACAACUACCCAUUAGCUUGUGGAAUGGUUGAUGUCUAAAAUACGAUACAAAAGUCGCAAAAAAGAAAAA